AUGGCAAUGAUCCUGGAGGGCGUGAAGAGGUACUACAGCUCCCUGUGGUCAACCUUGUACGUGCUGUUCCAAUCAGUCUCUGGCGGCCUUGAUUGGGGGGAGCCCGCAGCGGUGUUCAUCACCAUGAACAACUACUCUGCUGCGAUAGGUUACUUGUUCUUCAUCGCGCUGGUGGCAAUGGCUGUGCUGAACGUGGUGACUGCGGUGUUCGUGGAGUACGCCAUGAAGAUGGCGGCCGAGGAUCGGGAUUUGGUGAUCCAGGACUACUUGGACAAACAAUCCAAGUACGCCAAGGCCGCCCGGGCUGUCUUCACGGAGGCGGAUGCAGACGGAUCCGGCACGAUUACCUUCGAGGAGUUCACCACUCACUUGCAGGAUGUCCGCGUGCAAGCUUUCCUGCAGAGCAUGGAGUUGGACGGCAUGGAGGCGGUGCGGCUCUUCCGGCUGCUGGACGCCGACGGGAACGGCGCCAUCGAGGUCGAGGAGUUCGUGUCUGGGUGCAGCUGCCUGAAGGGCAUGGCCAAGACCAUGGACCUCGCCAUGUUGCUGCGAGAGCAGCGCAAGGCCAGCCGGCGUUUCAUCAGCUUCAUGAGCGACGUGGACUUGAAGUUGACCCAGAUUCUUUCACACACGCAUCAUGCGCAUCAUCAUGGGCAUCGUAGUUCUGGACCCUCGCCGAAAGCCUGA
This is a messenger RNA of Effrenium voratum, 687 nucleotides long. NCBI's taxonomy places the organism in Eukaryota, Dinophyceae, Suessiales, Symbiodiniaceae. The record is from the annotation of a GenBank genome assembly.